GUGCAUGCCAACGGCACACUGCAGCUCUACCCCUUCUCCCCCUCUGCCUUCAACAGCUUCAUCCAUGACAAUGACUACUUCUGCACAGCAGAGAACCAGGCCGGCAAGAUCCGCAGCCCAAGUAUCCGCGUCAAAGCGGUGUUCAGGGAGCCCUACACGGUGCGUGUGGCUGACCAGAGGUCCAUGCGGGGCAAUGUUGCCGUCUUCAAGUGCCUCAUUCCCUCUGCUGUGCAGGAGUAUGUCAGUGUCGUCUCCUGGGAAAAAGACACUGUCUCCAUCGUCCCAGGUAACAGGUUUUUCCUGACAUCAUAUGGGGCCCUCUACAUAUCCGAUGUGCAGAAAGAGGACGCGCUUUCUACCUACCGCUGCAUCACUAAGCACAAAUACAGUGGAGAGACCAGACAGAGUAAUGGAGCUCGUCUGUCUGUGCUAGACCCCACAGAGUCCCCACCCUCAGUUAUGGACAGCUUCCAGUCAGGUGAGGUGCAAGUGGGACGCAGCGUUGAGCUCCCCUGCAUCGCCUCAGGCUACCCCAACCCCACCAUUCGUUGGCUAAAGGAUGGAAGGCCUCUGCCAGCCGAUUCUCGCUGGACUCGCCGUCUCACAGGCCUUACCAUCAGUGACCUGCGCCUGGAGGACUCAGGCAACUACAUCUGUGAGGUCACCAACAGCUUUGGCUCUAAAGAGGUCACAGGCCACCUAAAUGUGAUCGAACCUCUGAGGGUCACCCUGUCCCCUAAGAACUUGAAGACAGGUAUCAGCAGCACGGUGAUCCUGUCCUGUGCUGUGCAGGGCUCUCCUCACUUUACCGUGUCUUGGUUCCGCAACACAGAGCCUGUGCUUCCUGACCAGCACUUCUCCAUCCAGGGUGCCCACAACGAGACACUGUUCAUCACUGCAGCCCAAAAGAGGCACUCGGGUGCCUACCAGUGUUUUGCUACACGCAAGGGCCAAACAGCCCAAGAUUUCUCCAUUAUACUGCUGGAAGAUGGCACGCCGCGGAUUGUCUUCUCAUUCAGUGAACGCGUGGUGGCCCCAGGCGAGCCCUUCUCCCUAAUGUGUACAGCCAAAGGUGCCCCUCCCCCCACCAUCUCCUGGACACUGGAUGACGAGCCAAUCGCUCGGGACUCGGCGCACCGGGCCAGUCAGUACACGCUCUCGGACGGCUCCACCGUCUCGCACGUUAAUGUCAGCAACCCACAGAUCCGCGACGGGGGCGUGUACCGCUGCGCUGCACGCAACUCGGCCGGUAGCGCCGAGUACCAAGCGCGCAUAAACGUAAGAGGCCCCCCAAGUAUCCGGGCCAUGCGUAACAUUACGGCUGUGGCAGGCCGCAACACCUUCAUCAACUGUCGUGUGAUCGGCUACCCUUACUACUCCAUCAAGUGGUACAAGGAUGGUAUGCUGUUGCCGGACAACCAUCGGCAGGUGGUGUACGAGAAUGGCACCCUCAAGCUGAGUGAUGUACAGAAGGGAAUGGAUGAGGGGGCAUACCUGUGCAGCGUGCUUAUCCAACCACAACUGUCCAUCAGCCAGACCGUCUACGUCACUGUGAAAGUCCCUCCUCUCAUCCAGCCCUUUGACUUUCCCCCUACUUCCAUUGGUAAGUUGAUGUACAUAGCAUGUGUGGUGUCGUCCGGAGACAUGCCCAUUCGGAUAACCUGGCGAAAAGAUGGCCAGGAGAUUGUGUCAGGCACCUCUGGUGUCACCAUUGAGACUAAGGAGUUCAUGAGCUCACUGCAGAUCUCCAAAGUGUCCCUCAAGCACAACGGCAACUACACCUGCAUUGCCAGCAACGAUGCGGCCACCGUCAGCUCUGAGAGACAGCUCAUAGUCACUGUUCCCCCUCGCUUUCGGGUUCAGCCUAACAACCAGGAUGGAAUCUAUGGCAAGUCUGGAGUUCUAAACUGCUCUGUGGAUGGCUAUCCUCCUCCCAAAGUUAUGUGGAAACAUGCCAAAGGUAUUGGAAACCCACAGCAAUACCACCCAGUUCCUCUGACUGGCCGCAUCCAGAUUAUGCCCAAUGGGUCUCUCCUAAUCAGGCACGUUUUGGAGGAGGACCGUGGGUACUAUCUGUGCCAGGCCAGCAAUGGAGUGGGCUCUGAUAUCAGCAAGAGCAUGUUGCUCACCGUCAAAAUCCCAGCCAUGAUCACCUCUCAUCCCAACACCACUAUGGCCAUAAAGGGUCAGAAUAAGGAGCUGAACUGCACUGCAAGGGGCGAGUACCCUAUCAUCAUCCGUUGGGAACGGGGUGACACGGUCAUCGACCCCGACCGCAACCCUCGCUACUCCAUUACUACCAGCCCCAAUGAGAAGAGCGAUGAGGUGAUCUCCACACUGAAGUUGAAGCCAGCUGAGCGUGGGGACUCUGUUUUCUUCUCCUGUCAUGCUAUCAACUCCUACGGCGAAGGCCGCGGCCUCAUUCAACUGACUGUGCAAGAGCCACCUGAUCCUCCAGAGUUAGAGGUUCGUGAGGUGAAGGAUCGCAGCAUGAACUUAAGAUGGACCCAGAGGUUUGAUGGCAACAGCAUCAUCACCAGUUACGACAUUGAAUACAAAAACAAAUCUGACCCAUGGGAACUGAAGCAUGCUACACGCAAAAUCUCCCCCACCAAUAACCAGGCCAACAUAGUAGAGCUACAUCCUGCUUCUGUCUACAGCAUCCGCAUGUACUCAUACAACAAAAUUGGCCGUAGUCAGGCCAGCAAAGAACUGACCAUCAGCACAGAGGAAGCUCCUCCUGACGGGCCACCCAUGGAUGUUAUUCUGCAACCUAUGACGUCACAGAGCAUCCGUGUCACUUGGAAGGCCCCUAAGAAGGAGCUUCAGAAUGGAGUGAUCCGUGGCUAUCAAAUUGGCUACAGGGAGAAUGGGCCUGGCAGUAAUGGCCAAUACAGCAUAGUGGAAAUGAAAGCAACAGGAGACAGUGAGGUAUACACACUGGAUAACCUGAAGAAAUUUGCCCAGUAUGGAGUGGUGGUGCAGGCUUUCAACCGAGCCGGAACAGGACCUUCCAGCUCAGAGAUUAAUGCUACCACUCUGGAAGAUGUGCCCAGCCAACCUCCUCAGAAUGUGCGGGCCAUUACAGUGACAUCAGACGAGGCAGUCAUCACAUGGGCUGAACCUCCACGGAUGACCCUGAACGGGGUCCUGAAGGGUUACCGUGUGGUCUUCUGGUCUGUCUUCCCCGAUGGAGGUGGGUGCUGUGGGAGCCAGGCGCUGGGGCUGAACCAGAAAUGGGGUGAGAUGCAGAACAUCACUACUACUCGUGAACAGGUGGAGCUGAAGGGCUUGGAGAAAUUCACAAACUACAGUGUCCAGGUGCUGGCCUACACACAAGCAGGGGAUGGGGUUCGCAGCAACGUUCUCUAUAUACAGACCCGAGAGGACCACCCUGGCCCUCCAGCAGGCAUCAAAGCUGUCCCCUCCUCUGCUACGAGUGUUGUGGUAUCCUGGCUCCCUCCUAACAAACCUAAUGGCAUCAUACGUAAAUACACCAUUUAUUGCUCCAGCCCUGGUUCAGGCCAACCGGCUCCCAGUGAAUAUGAGGCGAACCCAGAAGUGUUGUUCUACCGCAUCACCCACCUGACCAGAGGUCAGCAGUACCUGAUCUGGGCAGCAGCCGUCACCACUGCUGGCCGGGGCAACAUCAGCGAAAAAGUCACUGUGGAGCCAGCUGGAAAAGCUCCUGCAAAGAUACUCUCUUUUGGAGGUACAGUUACGACUCCAUGGAUGAAGGAGGUGCGGCUUCCGUGCAGUUCAGUUGGCGAACCAACUCCCACCAUCAAAUGGACCAAAGACAGUGAAGAUUCAGCUAUACCAGUCACUCAGGAUGGCCACCGGAACAUUCUGGCAAAUGGGACAUUGGUGCUGCGCUCAGUGAAAGCUGAGGAUUCUGGGUACUACACCUGUACAGCCACCAACACGCUGGGGUUCGAUACUAUUAUCGUUAACCUGGUAGUGCAAGUUCCCCCAGACCAACCACGUUUGACAGUCUCCACCACCUCAACCUCCUCUAUUACUCUGGCCUGGAUUCCAGGAGACAAUGGAGGAAGCUCCAUCAGAGGCUUUGUAUUGCAGUACUCUGUGGAUAACACUGAGGAAUGGAGAGAUGUUUUCAUUAGCUCCAGUGAGCGCUCCUUUAAGCUAGAUAACCUCCGCUGUGGCACCUGGUACAAAGUCAAGCUAGCAGCCAAGAACAGUGUGGGAGCCGGCAGAAUAAGUGAGAUCAUUGAGGCUAAGACUCAUGGCAGAGAGCCUCAAUUCAACAAGGACCAGCCUCUGUUCACCCACAUCAAUUCCACACAUGCCCGGCUUAACCUGCAGGGCUGGACGAGUGGGGGCUGUCCUAUCAAUGCCGUGCUAUUGGACUUCCGACCCAAAGGCACCUGGGCAUGGCAGAGUGUACGCACCAAUGCCACGGCUGAUGUAUUCCUGGCUGAGCUACGUGAGGCCACCUGGUAUGAGCUGAAGAUGAAGGCCUGCAACAGCGCAGGCUGUGGCAAUCAGACAUCCCAGUUUGCCACGUUGGACUAUGAUGGCAGCACAAUUCCCCCAAUCAAGUCUGCACGGGGGGAGGGCGAUGAUGUGAAGAAGCUGUUCUCCAUAGGCUGUCCUGUCAUUCUGGUUACACUGGGCAUGGCCCUCCUCUUCAUCAUUCGAAAGAAACGCAAAGAGAAGAGACUAAAGAGACUUAGAGAUGCUAAGAGUCUGGCUGAGAUGCUAAUCAGCAGUAAGAAUAAUCGCAGUUUCGACACCCCAGUAAAGGGCCCGCCUCAAGGGCCACGGCUGCACAUAGAUAUUCCACGUGUACAGCUUCUUAUUGAGGACAAGGAGGGGAUCAAACAAAUUGGUGAAGACAAAGCCACAAUUCCAGUGACGGACACUGAGUUCAGCCAGUCAGUUAACCCUCAGAGCUUCUGCACAGGCGUGUCCGUGCAUCACCCUGCCCUCAUUCAGAACACUGGUCCCUUGAUUGAUAUGUCCGACAUUAGACCAGGAACCAACCCAGUGUCAAGGAAAAGUGUGAAGUCAGCUCAUAGCACAAGAAACCGCUACUCAAGCCAGUGGACGCUGACAAAGUGCCAGGCAUCAACGCCUGCCCGCACUCUGACCUCUGACUGGCGCACCGUAGGCUCCCAGCAUGGUAUUACAGUCACAGAAAGUGACAGUUACAGUGCCAGCCUGUCCCAAGACACAGAUAAAGGCCGCAACAGCAUGGUAUCCACAGAGAGUGCUUCUUCCACAUACGAGGAACUGGCCCGUGCCUAUGAGCACGCAAAGCUGGAGGAGCAUCUGCAGCACGCUAAGUUUGAGAUUACUGAGUGCUUCAUUUCAGACAGUUCUUCCGACCAGAUGACCACAGGCACCAAUGACAAUGCUGACAGCAUGACAUCCAUGAGUACGCCAUCUGAACCAGGCAUAUGCCGCUUCACUGCAUCACCACCGAAACCACAAGAUUACGAUCGUGGGAAGAACGUAGCGGUGCCCAUCCCACACCGUGCCAACAAGAGUGAGUACUGUAACCUCCCCCUGUACAUGAAGACGGACCCUUUCUUCCGUAAGCAGGCUGAGCUGCACGACCCAUGUCCUGUGGUGCCACCACGAGAGGCCUCCAUUCGAGGCUUAGCGGCACGGGCCUACCACACACAGGGCCGCCACAUGACAUUAGACCCGUCCAAACAGCCAUCCCUGACACUGGGCCAUGGUGGUUUGAGUAGCCUGACCAGCUCGGGGGCUUCAGGGGCUUCAGGCCCAGCCUCAAGCACCACCACAGGUGGCUCCAGCAUCAGCUCGGGCACUGCCACAUUGCCCCAAAGGACUCUUACCAUGCCCAGCUCCUCAUCCACCUCCUCAGCUGGCCAAAGCACUGGUGCGGCAGCUGCUGCAGCAAGUGCUGUUGCCAGCACUGGCUCCACAGGGGGAAGUGGCAUGGCUGGAAGCUCCAAGGUCGGGGGCUCCAGAGACUCUCUGCUAGAGAGCAGCUCAUCUGGCUUGGGCAGACUGCAGAAGCAGAGUGCUGGGGCAUAUUCAAAGUCCUACACACUGGUGUAGCCCCUUUGCUUUCUCCCCUCCACACACAAAAAUUACACAUAUAACCACACAUGUUGAUUGGCAUCUGGAGCCUGCCUGGCAUAGGGUAGGGGCUAAACUCUGUACUGUCUGGGCUUGUCUACCACAGGGGUCUCUUUCUCUUUCUUUCUAUCUCUCUCUAUCUCUCUCUUUUGCCUAUCUGUAUCUAUUUCACCUUACCCUGCCUUUUUCUGUUUUUCUUUUUUUAAUCCACGUUUUAUGUUUUUUUUUUAAAUCCUCUCUCUUUCAUUACCCGUUUCUUUUUUAGACCUUUUAAUUUUCAGUUUUAACAUGCCAAACCUUUUGUUAUGCAUCCACCACAGGGGUCUCUUUCUCUUUCUGUCUCUCGCACUCCUUUUUCUUUCUCUUUUAAAGACACCUCGGACCUUAUGCACAAACUACUUUCCAUGUGCACUUGUUAAUUUCACUUUUUGACAUAGGAAAGCUCAAUGGUUGUAGAAAAUAUAUUGUUUCAUAUUAACCUGUCUAGAUGUUUUUUAGGCUGUUGAGUGUUUCUUUUUACGCCUGUUGCAAAAGCAAAACCAUACGCAUUGCCUUGGAAAGUGCUUAUGCAUAAAAGAAUUAACCCUGGUGUCUACCUUUUUGCCCCUCCCUGGCCAAACUGGUUUGGACUCAGAUAAACAAUUCAGUGACUGUGGCAUAAGCCAACAGAACAUUGAGUCCUUGAGAUUUUUUCAUGCAAUUGAUGACACAGUAUAAAGUGUUAUUGACUAUUUUAUAAACAAACAGGAAAAAAAGAAAAAAAUGUCUGGAGCUAUUUCACAGAGGAUGGACGGAAACUGUAUUUUUUUUCCCCAUGUUUUCUUUUGGAUUUUUUAAUUUUUUUUUUAAUUUUUGAACUUGUGCACUAAGGAGGAGGGAGUGAAUGCACUGAGCUUUCUCAAGCCUACGCAUGUGUGUGUCUGUGUAUAUGUGUGUGUGUCUGCGUGUGCAUGUGUGUUUAUAUAUGUAAAUAUAUAUGUACACAUGUGUUCAGCACACAACAUCAGAGGACCCUCACAUUCAGGCCUGAUCUUUGAUGGAGAGAGAAGAGAGAAGACGGUCAGAGCUGUGACAUGUGAAGGGCCUUCACCUGUAUUCUGCCCUGCUUCUGUUGUGAGUUACACCAUUUCCAAUUAAGCUGUAGAGAAAAAGGCAGAACCAUUUGAGAGAGUAUGAAAACCAGUGCGCAUUAAAGAAGUGGACAGAC
Messenger RNA from Colossoma macropomum (tambaqui), 7282 nucleotides. RefSeq names its product Down syndrome cell adhesion molecule-like protein 1 homolog. The record is from RefSeq and is a predicted model, not a curated record. Gene Ontology annotation, cellular component: plasma membrane. Gene Ontology annotation, molecular function: protein binding. The transcript is spliced from 32 exons. Gene Ontology annotation, biological process: axon guidance; cell adhesion. Lineage: Eukaryota; Metazoa; Chordata; Actinopteri; Characiformes; Serrasalmidae. The coding region runs from base 184 to 6054 and encodes 1956 amino acids.